Aspergillus aculeatinus CBS 121060 is the source of this 1433-nucleotide messenger RNA. RefSeq lists its product as uncharacterized. Lineage: Eukaryota; Fungi; Ascomycota; Eurotiomycetes; Eurotiales; Aspergillaceae. The transcript is spliced from 7 exons. Bases 80 to 1279 code for a protein of 399 amino acids. The record is from RefSeq and is a predicted model, not a curated record.
CAACAAUUUCUGAAAUUAACCCCCUGACAUAUUAAGAGCUACUGGCAGCCUGUGCAGCAUUAAUCAUCCAUCUAUCAAGAUGACCCACCAAGUAUCCGAGCAACAGGCAAAGUUGACUUCCUUGUUUGAGGAAUCACUCGGCAAGGCAGAAUAUGCCAGGCUUCUGGCGAGUGAACCUUCAGUCCAGAAGUACCUGGACGCCGGCGAACGGCUUUCAUUUGAGUCCAUAAUCCCGUUUAUGCCAUCCUCCAGCCACGGGAAGUUCAGUCCAGAACAGAAGGAUCGCUACUGGAAGGCAAUUCUUAACGCUAUCACUUCGGACACACCGGAUUACGGCAAGAUCAAGGAGGAGACCGCGGAGGCGAUCUGGGAGUACAGAACCACAAAAGACCUGGCGGUUCCUACCACGAGAUACUAUGUGUCGGCUAAUAAGUACGAUGCCAUUGGAAACUUGAAUAACAAUUAUUUGAGACCUACCGCGAUCAACAGCGGGAUGACUGCGAGGACAUUGUCCUUUUUUACCGAGAACUUCGACAUCAACCUCCUUCCGCUGUGUGCAAACGUGAAUCUGGCUGUGGGAGUACGCAAAGCAGCCAUACAACGCGUCCUCAAGGAUGCCGAGAAUCACGAGAAAGUCAGCCGGGAAACAGAGGAGAAGUUCACCCAGCAUAUCAACAACUUUGUGGAGGUUAUGGGUAGCCCUCGUCUGGCCGGCACGUCACACCCAAGUGUCACAGCCUACAAUGUCGAACGGCUCCUGACCCCGGAUGAUUCCUCCGCCCCGUGGCCGCUGCAAAUGGCGACCAGCAUCUCAGGACGUGCCUCCACUCGUCUAAAGAUCAGUGGGCUUCUUGCUAUCGGCACCGAGGAAGCUAAGAUCACCAGUCUUAUCUUGAGUGCCGCUGAGCGCGCAAGACGGCAGCGGAUGACCCAGUCAGGCAACUAUCCUUACACAUUGGAAGAGUGUGUGGAUAUAAUCGAUGGCUAUAUGCGGGAGCUUCGGGGCUUCUGGCGUUUCACGGCCGCAGACUAUCAUGCUAUUUUCAGAUGGCUGGAGGAUGGAGCUGAGUUGAUCGAAAUCCCAGAGAUCCUCCGUCCCUACCUUGAGAACACGGAGAAAAACCAUCUCUACAGGGUAAUCGCAAUGCAACUUCGGGGUUAUUCUCAGUCCAUACUGCGGUUGGAACCAAUGGGGGAGUCAACUGAGAAGGACUGGCCAGAGGUUACAGUUGAUGGACAGAAGGUCAUGGUUGAGGGGAAGGAAGUCACGGUUGACUAGCUUAGCUUUUUGAGGUGUUAAGAAAGCUGUAGAGGAUGCGGUAGGGAGACCCAGAGAGCUCGAUUCGUGAAGAGCAUAGCAGAGGUGUGCAAUGCAUGUGGCUGCGUAAUAGCCUGGCUAAUGGCUUUGCCACCAUAAGGAAAGUGGUACUACG